GAUAGUUCGAUACACUCUUUAAUCGUGAUGGUGAAAAAAUCAACCUAACACAGUAAAAUCAAUUAAAAUUAUAGGGCUGAGCUGGUGAUUUAGCAAAAGCAAAACAUUUGUUUAACCAACUAUUAAGCCAGACAGCUCUUGUGCAACGAAAGGUAAACAGCAUUGCUAGGUUUUUUGAUCUGUUGCAAUAUUUACAAGAAAGUGCGAAGCGGGCACGAGCCCAGACUGUGUGUGUAUUAGUAUUUUGUGCAGCGUAGUGUGUGUCGCCCUCACCACGUAGUGCGUAACAAACAAAGUUAAUUAGCAGCAGCAGCAGGAAACGGCAAAAGCGACAACGACGACGACGACGGCGGAGACAGAGGCAAGCAUGGACGGGAACAAAGACGAGGCGCAGCGUUGCAUCGAUCUCGCUGUGCAGGCGCUGGCAGAACGCAAAAUUGACAAGGCCGAAAAGUUUUUGCUCAAAGCCGAGCGACUUUAUCCCACGGACAAUGCAAAAAGGCUGUUGGCACAGGUGAAAAGCACCUCGAGCAACAAUAGCACCAAUGGCGGCGCCAAGGAGCGUCCCGCUGCAGCAGCUGAUGAAAAGGAUACUGGACCGCGUAAGCGCGUCAAUUCCGACUCACGCAAUCACGCUCCCGACUACACCAACGAUCAGCUGGAGGCAGUGCGUAAAGUCAAAAAGUGUAAGGACUAUUAUGAGGUGCUGGGCGUUAGCAAAUCAGCCACUGAUUCUGAGAUUAAAAAGGCGUAUAAGAAGCUGGCAUUACAACUGCAUCCCGACAAGAAUAAGGCACCCGGCUCAGUGGAGGCAUUCAAGGCACUGGGCAAUGCGGCUGGUGUUUUGACCGAUGCGGAAAAGCGCAAGAACUACGAUCUGUAUGGCAUCAAUGAGUCGCAUAGCGGACAUGGCAAUGGCGGUGGACACCAUGGACAUGGACAGCAUUACAAUGACUAUGGUUAUUCCCGCGGCUUCCAGGCCGACAUCAGUGCUGAGGAACUGUUCAAUAUGUUCUUCAAUGGCGGUUUUCCGCAGCAAAAUGUUUACAUGCGUCAGCAGCGACGUCGGCAUCAGGCUCGCGAGGACAGAGAUUCUAAUAACUCUUCUGCCUUAAUCAAUCUGUUGCCCAUUUUGUUGCUCAUUGGACUGUCCAUGAUGUCGUCGUUCUUCAUAUCGGAUCCCAUGUACAGCUUAUCGCCAUCACACAAAUACUCGGUUAAACGCGAGACAAACGGUCUGAAGAUUCCUUAUUAUGUCAAAGAUAAUUUCUAUUCUGAGUAUCAGGGUUCGGUGGCGAGACUUGAGGAAUCGGUUGAAGAAGAUUUCGUCAAUCAUUUGAAGCACUCGUGCAGUCGGGAACGCAACUAUCGCGAUUCAAUGUUGGCCAAGGCACGAACCUUUGGAGAUCGAGAUCUGUAUCGCAAGGCGCAGAACAUUAAUACGCCGUCGUGCGAGAAUUUGCAAAAGUAUUUAAUCACAUGAUUUCCAUAUGCAACAAAUUCAAAGCAAUGAAAUUGAAACGUGAUUUAAACGCUUUUUCGUUUUCUCCUCUGUUGUUUUUCUUUGGUUGUAGUUUCCACUGUUUGUGUCUAGUUUGUUAUAAAAAACAAUGAUUUUAUUUAAAUCGAAA
This is a messenger RNA of Drosophila nasuta, 1631 nucleotides long. Its product is annotated as dnaJ homolog subfamily B member 12. Gene Ontology annotation, cellular component: endoplasmic reticulum membrane. The record is from RefSeq and is a predicted model, not a curated record. The transcript is spliced from 7 exons. Gene Ontology annotation, biological process: cellular response to misfolded protein. NCBI's taxonomy places the organism in Eukaryota, Metazoa, Arthropoda, Insecta, Diptera, Drosophilidae. The coding region runs from base 368 to 1483 and encodes 371 amino acids. Gene Ontology annotation, molecular function: Hsp70 protein binding.